Messenger RNA from Colletotrichum orchidophilum, 216 nucleotides. RefSeq lists its product as uncharacterized. The annotation marks the transcript as partial. NCBI's taxonomy places the organism in Eukaryota, Fungi, Ascomycota, Sordariomycetes, Glomerellales, Glomerellaceae. The record is from RefSeq and is a predicted model, not a curated record. The transcript has a single exon.
GGAAUCCCGGGAGAUAGAGGCGUCGACAUCCGCGACACAGCGCCGAUUUCAUUGGUCCAGUCUGCUGCCGAGACUCGGAGAUGCAGCUCUUCGGCACGGCUGGGCGGGAUGAAGCAUUGCAAUCAACGCGUCGCCGUCUGCCAGAAACAGCAUAACCACCAGAGAGCUUCUGUCUGCCAUCGGCGGGCUCCGACAGCAAGGGAGAGCUUCCCUUAA